UAAAUCGUGGGAGUUGCAGGUAAAAUAAGACAGAUCUGCGAUUACAAGACAACUUCUUAAAGGACCUUCGCAAAAGCAACAGAAGACUUUAAAAACAACUACCUGAACGCCCCGUCUUAUAAUCGAAGCGGCAUUAUCUCUGCACUGACAUUACCGAAAAUGACCAUCAUUUUGAAGUCGUGGACCGUCGUCGCCACCGUGCUGUUGUGCGUACUUCUAUAUCUCGGCACCUUCGUUGACGCUUACCCGCCAAAGCCGGAGAACCCGGGGGAUGACGCGGCCCCAGAAGAGAUGGCGAAAUACUACACAGCUCUAAGACAUUACAUCAAUCUCAUCACGAGACAAAGGUAUGGGAAGAGGUCCACUCCAGAGGGAGGAAUGGCUGACCUGCUGUUUGGAGAGAGUAACGAGCACAACCAGAGAUCAAGAUACGAGGACUCGUACAUGUGGUGAUGGUGUUUGUGUCCUGCCAGCGACCCAACCACACUCUGCUUUCCUGUGCCUCCCACAGCAAGCCUGCAGAACGCCACAUUUCAACUAAAACCCUUUCCAUUAUCCUCACACAGAUCAACUCAACCUUCUCGCAUUAAACCUGUACAUAAUUUAUUACUGAACAUAGAAUAUUAAUAUAUAUGUUCACAAUUCACUGUCUUACAGAUGAUAUAUUCUUUUCGUUUGUACAUAUCAAUGACUGUGAUUAAAAGUUUACUUGAUGACAUGCUAUCUGAA
Messenger RNA from Electrophorus electricus (electric eel), 729 nucleotides. It is a transcript of the gene pyya, whose product is annotated as peptide YYa. Lineage: Eukaryota; Metazoa; Chordata; Actinopteri; Gymnotiformes; Gymnotidae. Gene Ontology annotation, cellular component: extracellular region. The record is from RefSeq and is a predicted model, not a curated record. Gene Ontology annotation, molecular function: neuropeptide Y receptor binding; neuropeptide hormone activity. Gene Ontology annotation, biological process: neuropeptide signaling pathway; feeding behavior.